CUAAUUGCACAAAAGUCGGACAGUUACCUGAUAAAAAAGCUAAAUUCAAAUUAGAAUUUAAUUACACUGUCCUGGGUCUUUCAAAUUUUGAAAGACCGUGGAAGCACUUACUACUGAAAAUAUUAGACGUUUCACGUUGAUUAAUUUACAAUGUUAUCAAUGGAUAGGUGUAUAUUUCUUUGUUUCCUCUGGAUUUAUGCAGUUUUUGGUUCAAAUGUUGAUAUAUUGGUACCAGACAGCCUUGCUUACGGAAAAACAUGUGAAUGUGGCCGAGAUCUAACAUUAUCUUGCAAGUUCAAGAAUAAAACAUUUGCCCUUGCUUGGAUGAAUCUAAACGAUAUUUCUCCAAUUGCUCAAUGUGUACGUAACGAAUGUGACAUUAACCCUAAAUACAUUGAUCAAUACAAGAUAUCAUAUGAUGAAACAAAUCAUAACUUCAACUUGACAAUUAUAAAGUUAACCAUGAAAGAUACUGGAAGAAAGUUGGUGUGUUCAGAUGGAACCAAUACUGAUUCAAUGAUUAUUAGAGUCAGAGAUUACGAACCUCAUCUUUUAGAAAAUACAACAACUGGGAUCAUACAGGCGAUCUCUGGCUGUAUUACCAAUGUCACGAAAGUUUCGUUUAAAUGGAUCAAGAUAUGUGCGAGUAGCAAGCUCGAGAAAGAAAUCACCCCAAAAAUACAAAACGCAUCUACAACAACUUGUUCGAAUGAUUCUGAUUGCGGGAAUGAUCAACAAAUACAUUACUCAGAAGUUAUUUCUGCCAAGGCCAGUGAAAAUGGAAAUUACUAUCUGAAAAUUAUUGCGGAUUACGGGAAUGAAAAAAUGGAGUCGUAUCAUACUGUUGAAAGAUAUAUGCUAGAAGAUAGAGUUGCUGAUGAAAAAAGAAUAAAUGUGGUUGCUGUAGUUCUUUGUUGCCUUCUACCGAUUCUUGCAGCAUCUUUGUUAUUCUUCUACGUACGUCGUAAAAUAAAUUUAUACAGCUUGAAGCAUUGUUUUAGGGACACAUAUUACAAGCAAAGAAAAGAAAAUGUCAACGUUUCAUUGUUUGAUAUAGAGGUAAUAGAAAAUGAGAAAAUUUAGUUAUGUGCUCUGUUGCGUUGUUUAUAUUACCGUUGAAGUUUAAAAUUGACAAUCAUCGUAAAGAAUUAUAUCUUCUGUGUCGAUGGACCAAAGGAUUAUGUGAACAUAUUGGAAAUGGAAUAAAAUACAUGGUGAUUAUGACGGUAGGGGUGCGGAUUUUUUCCGGCGAACAUUUUUAUCUUGUGUAUUAUUAUAGAUGUUGAAAUAUGAAUUUUUUCAAAACGGCUUAUAUUAAGUUUUUUUUUUGAUAUAUAUGAUCAGUACAUGUGCUGGAAUUGACGAAUAUACAUUUUAUUUGGAUUUUAAAGGCGUUUUGAGCUCCAAAUCCCAAGUGACUGUGAAAAAUGUUAGAAAGAAAGUAACUUAAAACCAUGUGAAAAUGUAAAAUAAUUGUUAUAUAUAAAUACCCAAGUUUAUUGUAGAACAUAUAUCUAAUGGUUAAUAUGAGCUGUUUAAUUGUGGCUUUAAUAUGCUUAUAAGAAAUAAUUCUUUUUCAUCUCUGAAAUGAUCAUCAAUCUUCAGAACUUUAUAUAGUGGAAAUAUAUUAAACUUUCCCCCUGAACACUCAUGUAGAUGUUUAUUCACCUUAAGAAAACGAAGUGACUCUGUAUUAAUUUGUUGUCUAUGUAAAUUUAUUCGUAAGUUUAAUCCAUUUCUAGUUUGCCCAAUAUAAAAUUGUUGACAAUUUGGACAAAUAAUACUAUAUAUUACAUUUUUAGUUAUACAGGUCAUACUUUGUUUUACUGUGAAAUGUUUGCCAUUUGUAAACUGAAUUGUGUUACCUUCGAUAAUUGAAGGACAUGUCUUACACCUGGUUCUGUUACGUUUUGUUACAGACGGAAUGUCCACUUUCAUAUCAAAUCUGGAGGGUGAUAAAAUUUGUUUUAAGUUUUUCGGCUGUCUUUUACUGUUUAUUAUUCUUUUCUUUUGUAAUAUAUUCUUCAUUCAUUUACUCUUUUGUAGAAUUGUUUUACAAGAAUUUAUAACUGGGAACAUGUUUGUAUUUAUGGGAUUGUGUGUUGAAACGAAAGGGAUAAAAUUAUGAACGGAAGUACAAGUGUCUUGACGAUCAGUGGUAUUGAUGGGUCCCUUAGAUAUAGCCUGCUCUAUUCCAUGUUGUAUCAGUACAUCUGGAUAAUUCUGUUGUUUUAACUAUAAUUUCAAUUCUAGUAGACGCUUUUC
Ruditapes philippinarum (Manila clam) is the source of this 2265-nucleotide messenger RNA. RefSeq lists its product as uncharacterized. Lineage: Eukaryota; Metazoa; Mollusca; Bivalvia; Venerida; Veneridae. Bases 151 to 1083 code for a protein of 310 amino acids. The transcript is spliced from 8 exons. The record is from RefSeq and is a predicted model, not a curated record.